GACAUAGCCAUGCAGCUUCCACCGAACAAGGAUGCCGAAAGAGAGGCAUAUACGGUUACUAUGACACUGUUUAUCGGAUAUAUAGUUUAGGCAUAAUGUCAUUGUUUCAUCCAUCUGUAACAAUGUUUUGACAACCGGUUAAUUUGCACCUCAUUGUCCCUCCCGUUUUGCUCGGGAACGACCCGCCUGUGUCGUCUAACUCUGCAAGAGGAAGCUGUUUUUCCACCUCACAGAUGCUCGGAGUCGUAGAUCUUGUUUGUUUCACCGGGUUUUCCUCCCGUCGAGUGUACAGGCAUGACGGACAGUAACGCCGCUGCUCAUGUUAUAGGCAGCAGCAGCAGCAUCUCAUGCACAGUGCCGCAUCAACAACCCCACCACCGGGUCCCCCUGCCGGCGCCCCGGUGUCCGCCGGUCCCCCGACGCCUGUUGUGACAUGACAGCUCGGGGCAGAAAGAAGAGGAUCAAAGGUUAUUGGCAGGGGUUCAAGCAGGAGCGAAGACGGGUUAGAUCCUUGAGGAGAGCAGAAGCAGACAGUUUAAAAGGAGGAGAUACAAUCAUACAUGUGUCAAAAUCUACUCCAUUACGGUGUUUCUCUUGCGGCUCCAGAGGGGUCAGAAGACGGGGUUUAGACACGGAGCAGCGCCCCUGGAGCCCGUUGAUGUGCCCAUACAUCAGCAAGGCACAGGGGCAGUGAACCCAUCUCCCUGAAACCUUUCUGAUUCGGGCCUACAGUGUGGUAGUAGCACCCACCUUUGCCUUACAGUUUCAUCUGAUGCACGGCCUCAUAGUGUUGAUACUGGUCGAUUCCCAGUCUGCAGCGCGGUUCCCCAUCAGGCCCGGCCGGCUCACCUGGCUGCUCCUGACCCUCACCUUCACCUGCACCGCCAUGGGCUGCAUCCAGAGCAUCGCCUGUAACAAGUCUCGCAUCAAACGGGAGAACAUCGUGGUGUACGAUCUGUCCGCCACCAUAGACCACUGCCCGACUGUCAUCGAGGAGAACUCGCCUAUAGUGCUCCGGUACAAGACGCCCUAUUUCAAAGCCUCGGCAAGAAUAGUGAUGCCCCCCAUUCCGCGAAAUGAGACAUGGGUGGUGGGCUGGAUCCAGGCGUGCACACAGAUGGAGUUUUACAACACCUAUGGAGACGUGGGCAUGUCGAGCUGGGAGCUGCCUCAGCUGCGAGAGGGUCUGGUGAGGGCCAUCAGCGAUUCGGACGGCGUGAGCUACCCCUGGUACGGAAACACAACGGAGACGGUCACCAUAGUGGGCCCGACUUCCAAGCCAUCCCGCUUCAUCGUUAGCAUGAAUGACAAUUUUUACCCCAGUGUCACCUGGGCUGUGCCAGUCAGUGAAUCCAACACUCCCUUACUGACUAACAUCAAAAGAGACCAGAGCUUCACCACAUGGUUGGUGGCGCUGAACACCACGUCCAGAGAGAAGAUCCUGCUCCACAGCAUCAAGUGGAGGAUGAGGGUGGACAUCGCGGUGGACCCCUGCCUGCCUCUGGGCUCCAGGGCCAGGCUCAUGGGCCGGGUGCACCAGGACCAGCCGAGGGUGCUGACACGCAUGGAGCCCAUCCCUCCGAACGCCAUGGGGAGGCCCAACGCCAACGAUGCCCAGGUUCUGAUGUGGAGGCCGAGGAGAGGGCCUCCGCUUGUUGUUAUACCGUCCAAGUAAAUCCUGGAGGGCGUCUGAUUGGCUGUUUGUUACAUCAGAUCAUAGGGGAGUAAAACGGCUAACAGGAUAAUCAGAUAAAAAGAUAAAAUGAAGAUCUAUAAGAAGGCUGAAACUUUGAAUUUGCAUUUUUUUUUCCGCGUGUAAUAUAUCGAGGGGACAACUGCCUUAAUUCCCCACCGCUGCCUUUGACGAUCCAGAAAGUAUUUGGUCUCCACUUCUGGUGCUGUUGGGGUAACCGAGCCCAGCACAACUGAGCAAAGCUAACUUUCAAAAUCCGCCAUUAAUUCUGGGAUGUAACACAAACCUGUCCUGUAGCUACUCAGGCCCAGACAGAAACUCAGACCCUGUUAUAAAAAGGUGCAUCUUAAUGAUGGCGUAAUGCGGGCCUGCUCUGUUCUGUACAGUGAAGUGCUGUGUAAGGGAAUGUGACAGCGGUGAUACGACACUGCUGCCGGGUGUAUUCAUUACGGACAGAGAAAAAAACUAUAAUAUCACCUGAAAUGUAACUGGAUGAUGUG
This is a messenger RNA of Eleginops maclovinus (Patagonian blennie), 2193 nucleotides long. It is a transcript of the gene fam78bb, whose product is annotated as family with sequence similarity 78 member Bb. The coding region runs from base 773 to 1675 and encodes 300 amino acids. The transcript has 2 exons. Lineage: Eukaryota; Metazoa; Chordata; Actinopteri; Perciformes; Eleginopidae. The record is from RefSeq and is a predicted model, not a curated record.